Messenger RNA from Sarcophilus harrisii (Tasmanian devil), 1300 nucleotides. RefSeq names its product shisa family member 4 (gene SHISA4). Lineage: Eukaryota; Metazoa; Chordata; Mammalia; Dasyuromorphia; Dasyuridae. The transcript has 5 exons. The coding region runs from base 142 to 741 and encodes 199 amino acids. The record is from RefSeq and is a predicted model, not a curated record.
GCCAGCCGUGGUCCCAGCCCUACCGCAGCUUCGGCGGCUCCGGCUCCCGCUGGGCUGUCUUCCUCUUCCCCAGUUCUUUCCUUCUGCCUCCUCCCCGUGGCAGCCCCAACACUGCCCUUGCCCCUGUCCUUGCCCCCAGUCAUGUCGCCUCCGGGGCUGACCUGGGCCCCAGCGCAGCAGCUAGCUGGAAUAUUGUUCUUCAUCCUGUUGGCUCCUCUGGUGUUGGCAGAUGAGGACUGCCUGUGGUAUCUGGAUGGGAACGGCUCAUGGCACCCCGGGUUUGACUGUGAAUUGGCCUCCUUCUGCUGUGGGACCUGCUACCACCGUUUCUGCUGCAGAGACCUAUCCAAGCUCAUCACUGAACGGCAACAGAAGCACUGUCUGGCCUUUAGCCCCAAGACCAUUGCGGGUAUUGCCUCAGCUGUGAUCCUGUUCAUCGCCGUGGUGGUCACCACCAUCUGCUGCUUCCUCUGCUCUUGUUGUUACCUGUACCGCCGACGCCAGCAGCUUCGGAGUCCCUUAGAAGUUCAAGAGAUCCCGAUGGCAGGCAUCCCCAUCCAGCCGAUGUACCCGUAUCCUCAGGACCCCAAGGCUGGCCCUGCGCCCCCACAGCCAGGCUUUGUGUACCCCCCCAGUGGCCCUGCCCCACAGUAUCCCAUGUACCCCGCUGGUCCCCCAGUCUACAAUCCUGCAGCUCCUCCUCCCUACAUGCCGGCACAGUCUGCUUACCCUGGGGCCUGAGGAACCAGUCCUGUAUUUCUGCAGCCUUCCCUUUAGGCAUCCACUUGUUCUGAGGCACACCCUAAUUUCUCCACCUUGUUCCACUGGUGGGAAAGGAUCAUGCAGAAGGAUCCGUGGACACUGAGCAUCAGACCAAGCAGGACAGAUACUUUGAUUUGGGAUAGACUUCCUGAAGACACGGAACAGUCGUGGGAUACCUUACUGGGAAAGUCUUGGGAUACUUUGGGGUAGGGAGGAUGAUGGGCUUCUUUUUAAUGAAGGUGGAAAGAUAUGAAGUAUUGGGAAGGAAAGCACAGUGGGUGAGGGUACCCUCCGCCCCCUGGUAAGUAAUGUCCUCCCUCAGGCCACCUUAAGCAGUCCUGGUGCUUACCUAUGUCUGCUGCCAUUUCCACUGUCACAACUCCCCCCAUCUGGGUGAAGGUGGAGAUGGAAGAGGACCAUAUCCACUGGUCACCAAUCAUCCUUUUACUCCUUAUUCUUCUCCCUUCUUUCCCACUACUGCCUUGCAAACCAGGGCUAUCCCCACAGAUUAAAGCUGUAAAUGUGUAACACGUCUAAA